CCCAACUCGCUGCCCUUCGCCGCCGGGGAGACCUUCCUGCUGCUGGAGCGCAGCAACCAGCACUGGUGGCUCGUCACGCGGGCGGGCUCCGGGGAGACGGGGUACGCGCCGGCCUCCUACCUCCAGCGGCUGCAGCGUGUUUUGGCUUAAGAGACGUGUUCUGGUUACUGGAGGGCACAGAAUUGCAAAGGGAAGAAAGCAGGGGCUGAUUCUGCUGAUCAGCUGCAUGGGAUCAUCGUGGCCAGUAAGCAGGGUCUGAGCAUGGCUGGAGAGACUCUGGAUGAAGCGCUGGCACCUUCGGAAGUGCAUGUGUGCAGUGGUGCUGGAGCAAGAUGUGGUUCUCCAGUCUAUCGACCGUGCCAUCGAGGCUGUGCACAAUGCAGCCAUGAAGAAUGGAGGGAAGUACAACCUGGAGCAGAGGGAUGUCCUUCAAAAACUGAUCCAUCACCGGAAGGAGACCGUCUCCCGCAAAAGUCACUCUCCCACCCCACAGGGGAUGGUUAUGACACAGUCCACCAGCGAUCACCAUCUGGAUGUGGCACGGCAGCCCAACGGGGUGUGCCGGACGGGAUACGAACGACAUCACAGUCUUCCAAACACAGAGUUUGAGGAGGAGGAUGAAGGUCUCUAUCAGAUCCCACCACAGCCUCGACGCGCUGCUCCUAUCACGCCCCCACCUCCAGAGAAACGCAAGAACGCCCAGAUUGCUGCACCCGCGAAAAAUGCGGUUGAAAUUAUCCCCGGGUCAGCUUCUAGUGCCUCCUCCAUGAGCACGACAUCCCUGGAUACCUUGUACACCGCUUCCUCUGCCUCGGAGACCGCUCUGCCGACAGCCACCUCCAGCCCUGCCAACACGCCUCCCCCCGUGCCCAGCCGCAGCGUGCACACCACCAUCACGCGCAAUUUGGACGCCGGCUCCGUCACCCACUCCCGCUAUGGGACUUCCUCGAAGGACGGGGCCAGCAAAUCUCCCCAGAGCAAGCGGGCUGCCCCGGCUCCGCCGUCUGAAGGGGGGGUCCGGAGGUCCCACACCGUGGAUGGGGAGAAGGCCCCGCAGGGGAAGAAAGCCGCCCCAGCAGCCCCCGCAAGCCUGGAUGCUUUCAGCUCCCUCUGCCUCGAGGAUAAGAAGGCGGCUGCGGUGGAGCCGGUGCCACCAGAACCCAGUGGGCUGGUGGCAUCCGUUCCCAAAACGAUAGGUGCUGAACUGAUCGAGCUGGUCCGCAGGAACACCCACCUCAGCUACGAGCUGUCCCGCGUGGCCAUCGGCGUGGUGAUCGGCCACAUCCAGACCUCUGUGCCGGUAACCAGCGGCAUCAUGGAGCAGAUUCUCAUCUCCGUGGUGGAGAGUAAGGAUCUGAGCUCAGGGCUGCCCUCGGGACAGAUCUGCCAUGAUGAGCAGCGGCUGGAGGUGAUCUUCGCGGACCUGGCCAGGCACAAGGAUGAUGCUCAGCAGCGCAGCUGGGCACUCUACGAGGACGAGAAUGUCAUCUGCUGCUACCUGGAGGAGCUGCUUCGCAUCCUGACAGAUGCAGACCCAGAAGUUUGCAAGAAAAUGUGCAAGAAGAAUGAGUUUGAAUCCGUCCUGUCCCUUGUGGCGUAUUAUCAGAUGGAACACAGGGUGCCACUGCGGCUGCUGCUGUUGAAAUGCUUUGGAGCCAUGUGCAACUUGGAUGCUGCAGUUAUCUCAACGCUUGUCAACUCUGUGCUGCCCAUGGAGCUGGCCCGAGACAUGCAGACUCACACACAAGAUCAUCAGAAGAUGUGCUACUCUGCCCUGGUGCUGGCAAUGAUAUUCUCCAUGGGGGAGCCCCUUCCAUAUCAUCACUACGAACAUCUCAACUCUCAGUUUGUGCAGUUCUUGCUGGACGUGAUUGAGGACGGGCUGCCCUCAGACACCACUGACCAGCUGCCUGACUUGUUUGUCAACGUCCUUUUGGCCUUCAAUCUCCACAUUCCAGUUCCAGAACACAGUGUGAUCAUGACUACGAUAAGCAAGCACUCGAAUGUCAAGACGUUCACGGAGAAGCUGCUGCUGCUGCUGAACAGGGGAGAUGAUCCAGUUUGUAUCUUCAAGCAUCAGCCUCAGCCGCCGCACUCAGUGCUGAAGUUUCUGCAGGACAUCUUUGCCAGCAAGGAUACAGCCAGCAUCUUCUACCACACAGACAUGAUGGUCCUGAUAGACAUCCUGGUGCGGCAGAUCGCUGAUCUCUCCCCUGGAGACAAGCUGAGGAUGGAGUAUCUGUCUCUGAUGCACGCCAUCAUCCGCUCCACGCCGUAUCUGCAGCACCAGCACCGCCUCUCUGACCUGCAGGGCAUCUUGCAGCGCAUCCUAGGGGAGGAGGAGGAGGGGCAGCAGUGCCAGAUGGACAAACUGAUCAUCUUGGAGAUUUACAAGGAGUUCCCAGAAAUCUCUCCUGGUACCAGCUAACUGCCCCUUGGCUCGGACUGGAGUUCAAACCACUUGGAUCAAAGACGUCUCUUGUUGACACUUUCUCCUCGUUUCCUUCCAGUACAGCUCAUACCUUAUAUUCCUCUGUGCGAGGCCUAGGUUCGGACAGUGUUCACCGGCCCUUUAGAAACGCAAGCAACAGAAAGGGCAUGGGGUGCCCUGGGGCCUGGCGCUCCGGGAGGUUGGCGCUGGGCAGAGCGGGGUGGGCGCUGGCACGUGGUUUACCUCCAGCACUCGGGCAGGAGGCAUUUAACUGGCACGAGGGGCAGAGAGCUCGAGAGGGACUUAGCCAGGGUGGCGGUGUGCGUUCAGCUGCGCUGGUGUCCUGAGGUCCCGAAGCGAAAGGCCUUUGCCUUCGAGUAUCACUUCUUUUCCAUGUGCAUCUCCCUGCAGUGUCCAAGUGGAGUCCGCUGGUGCUUGGAAGAAGCUUUCGUAACAUCUGUUUUGUUCGCUGCUGCUAGUGCCAAUGUGCUGCAGCCCUGCCAAGGGAGGUAGCCUGCUCGCUGUCUAACGCCUUGUCUAGUGAGCCUUCCCCUCCCUCCUGGCCCUCAGCUUUGACUAGAGGUAGCAGUCCACGUAGGGUCAUAGAGGUCUUAGUGCAGCAGCUGCUUUUUUCAACCUGCUUUCUAUAGUGAUGUUUAAAUCUGAAUUUCUUGCCCACUGUGGCAGCCUAGAACUAACGGCUGCCUGGGCGACGCUGCUCUUAGGAAGCCUUUGGCGUGGACACAGUGCAAAGACACGUCCUGCCAAGCAGAAGCUGCUGCUUGCUGCCUCUCUAGCAGCAUUGCCCCGGGCAGAGGGGCUGCGUGUGGGCAGGGGCACUCUUUGUAAAGCCUGUGGAUUUUCUUGCCUUGAGCUUCGUAGCAGCUCUGCCUCGCUGCCCUUCCUCUCCAUGCGGCAGCGCUCGGAGGCAGCGUGAGCCUGGUGUCCAGUAGCUGUUUGUGACUAUGCACGAGUGUGGGGAACCCUUAUUUAUAUUUCCUCUAUGUUUCUAGCAAAUGGGAUUAACCUGUUUCCCUGUUACAGAUGGUCACACACACUAACAUGGGUCUCUUAAAUAUUUGUGUCCGCAGUCUGGUCACUCCCUGUUCCCAGCUGUUCCUUUGCAGUAUCCUGGUAGGAGCUAUUGGCAUUUGGAACUGGAAGUACUGGGCGCUGUGUUUUAUAGCUUGAGGAAACAACACCUGAGCUCUGCUCUGCAGGCCUGGGCUCUGGGCACAGGGGCAGCGAUGCUCAGGAACAGAGGAGUGAGGACCCCCUCGAGUCAGCCUGGGAGUGUCCAAAGCAUAAUAACUGCCCUCAUAGAGAAACCUAUUUUUCCCCUGUAAAAAUGUAUGAAUGUCAAAAGGGAUCCUGUAUUUUUCUUAAACACUAAGUGUAACAUGCGGAGGAAUAAAAUGUCUUAAACUGGA
Cygnus olor (mute swan) is the source of this 3861-nucleotide messenger RNA. It is a transcript of the gene NCKIPSD, whose product is annotated as NCK interacting protein with SH3 domain. Gene Ontology annotation, biological process: endocytosis. The record is from RefSeq and is a predicted model, not a curated record. The transcript has 14 exons. Lineage: Eukaryota; Metazoa; Chordata; Aves; Anseriformes; Anatidae. The coding region runs from base 281 to 2428 and encodes 715 amino acids. Gene Ontology annotation, molecular function: Arp2/3 complex binding; protein binding.